AUGAGGAUGAACUCUUGCUCCACCUUCGCCGCCUCGAUGUGGCUUAUAUUUCUUGCGUUCUCCGAUGUUUUAGUUAACGCCAAAUACCUCGACAUCUCUCACGAGUAUGUACCAGGCUUGCCCAAAUAUGAUUCGCCUACUGGUCUGGGAACUUUCAUGAAGGAUAGCACUAGUAUUCUUAAAGGGGAAGAUUUUAACACCCGCAACUUCAAUUUGAGCACGGAUUGCGGGACUCACUAUUGGGACUUUGGGAAUCAUCAGUGGACUCAAGUUGAGACUGACUAUGAUCAGAGUUUUGUAGAUCACUUUCCAGAUGAUGUGAGUCCUGAAGUUCUGUUUGUGGUGGGACACAGCUCCGGUAAUUAUUGCGGGACUCACGUCAAAGCCUUCACUGAUGUUGAAUCCCUAGACCUCACCGUUCUCAAUGGUCCAGCGUUGGUGGUUGAAGUUCCGAAGGACAAGAACAUAACUGCUGAAGUUAUGCAGAGCUUAAACAUUCCCAAAGGAAUAAAGCGUGUACUUUUCAAGACACUGAAUACCCAAAGGAAACUUAUGUAUAAAAAGGAGUUCGACUCAAGCUACACUGGUUUCCAGAAAGAUGGGGCAGAGUGGUUGGUGGAGAACACCGACAUCAAACUUAUUGGACUUGAUUACUUAUCUGUUGCUGUAAAACCAGAUAAGGAUUAUGUGUAUCAGGUGUUGGGCAAGGAUGUAAUUCCCGUGGAAGGAUGUCUGAGGCUAACGCAGCUCCAACGAGAUGCAUACUUGUCCGGUGAUCUCCUUGGACAGGAUUGGUUACUAUGA
Molecule: messenger RNA, 804 nt
Organism: Fraxinus pennsylvanica
Lineage: Eukaryota; Viridiplantae; Streptophyta; Magnoliopsida; Lamiales; Oleaceae
Source: the annotation of a GenBank genome assembly